Striga hermonthica is the source of this 210-nucleotide messenger RNA. The record is from the annotation of a GenBank genome assembly. Lineage: Eukaryota; Viridiplantae; Streptophyta; Magnoliopsida; Lamiales; Orobanchaceae.
AUGGCAUUUUGUCCAGGGAAGAAUUCUUGGCCGGAAUUGGUGGAGAAAAACGGAGAGGCGGCGGCCAAGGUGAUAGAGACGGAAAAUCCGAACGUGAAUGCAAUUGUAGUGAAAGAAGGAACUCCCGUGACUGACGAUUUCAGGUGUGAUCGUGUUAGGGUUUGGGUUAACGACUGUGGCACCGUGGUUCGUGUUCCAACUAUUGGUUAA